Molecule: messenger RNA, 1399 nt
Organism: Saprolegnia diclina VS20
Lineage: Eukaryota; Oomycota; Saprolegniomycetes; Saprolegniales; Saprolegniaceae
Exons: 1
Coding region: 131-1309 (392 amino acids)
Cellular component (GO): lysosome
Molecular function (GO): cysteine-type endopeptidase activity
Source: RefSeq, a predicted model, not a curated record
CCAGCAGCACCGCCUCAAGGAGCGAGUCGUGCGCGUGGUUGUUUUCUCGAUUGAUGCUGCGAUCAGUCGGUUUCCAAGCGCGUCGCGCUUGCCUUGCACCCUCGUACGUUCAGACUUCAUCCUGCUCAGCAUGCGCUUCCUCAGCUUGCUACCGCUUCUUCUCUCGGUCACACUCGCUACCUUCAACAUCUCGGACGACGAGCGCCGCGAUCUUAACCGCGACUUGACGCUCUGGCAAAAGAAGUUUGGUAAUGACGACCAUUUACGCGCGGCCAUGAAGCUGGUGCGAGGAACCUUGACGACCGACGAUCUUCUUCGGCGCUUGAAGGCGACCAAGGACAAGCUUCCCACUUUGCAAGCAGCCAACCCAUACGCGACGUUCAGUCACUUGACCAAGUUUGCGUUGCUCACGGAGAAUGAAUUUGCCCGGUUUGCGUCGUCGUCGCCGCCGGUGCCACCGUCGGUAUCUCUCCCGCCAGCCGUCGCAUUGAAUCGAAGUGUUGCCGGCAGAGCCGUCGCCGCCUCGGUGGACUGGACCAAGCAAUCGACAUGUGUCGGGCCAGCGAAAUGGAUCGGCAAGUGUCGAAGCGAUUGGGCGAUUAUGGCAGCGGCGGUCGUGUCGUCUGCGCACUGCCUCGCGACCGGCCAAGCCAUCGACCUCUCGGUCCAGCAAGUCUUGAGCUGCACCUAUCUUGGCGGCCCAGACAGCUGCUCAGGCCCAGGGACCCCACUCGAAGGCAUGCAGUGGCUGGUCCAGCGAUCCAGUGCCUUGUGCACUGAGAAGGCGAUCCCAUACACCUCGGGUUACUGGGGCGUUGCGUCGUUUUGCAGUGACAACGCCAAGUGCGCCGGGUCGAUCUCGCUUUACGUCGACGAGAUCGUAGAAGCCCGUGGCGAGGCCGCCCUCCUCCAGGUGCUCCAGAUGCAGCCUGUUGUGGCAUUUGCAACCACCAACAACUAUGUGUGGCGACAGUACGCCGGCGGCCUCCUCUCAUGGUGCCCACUUGGGCGAUUGGACCAAGCCGUGUUCGUCGUUGGCUACGGCACCCAAGACGUCGGCUUGUCGCUACCGCCCGUCGACUUUUUCAAGGUGCGCAGCGCGUGGGGCACCGACUGGGGCGAGAACGGCGACGUUCGUCUUGCGCGCGGCCCCGGCGCCGGAGAUUUCAGCACGUGCGACAUCGCAGCAUACCUCACCUACCCAGAGCGCCUCCCGUUUCGAGCCAAGGCCGAUGCGGCAUCAGCCAACGCGCCACGCAGACCCACGCCCUCGUAUCGCAUGCCAACGACCGACGAUCUGGCGACGUAGUCAUGUCGAGGCGUUGCUGACUAAUAUGAUCCAACUACUAACGACGAUCGAUAUGCACGAGGACAUCGACGAGCUAGUAGUACAUGCAGG